This is a messenger RNA of Penicillium verhagenii, 3066 nucleotides long. RefSeq lists its product as uncharacterized. The record is from RefSeq and is a predicted model, not a curated record. The coding region runs from base 1 to 3066 and encodes 1021 amino acids. Gene Ontology annotation, molecular function: GTPase activator activity. The transcript has 2 exons. NCBI's taxonomy places the organism in Eukaryota, Fungi, Ascomycota, Eurotiomycetes, Eurotiales, Aspergillaceae. Gene Ontology annotation, biological process: regulation of mitotic cytokinesis.
AUGGAUCAUAUCUCCACGCUCUGUGCCCUGAGCACCAUCGGGAUUGCAUCCACUGGUCUCGCACUCGGUCGGGUCGAACGAACCAAACAAAAACUUUUACGGCGCAAAACUCUGCCUUACGAUCGGCAAUUACCUGAACUCACCGAAUCAACACCAGUCGAUGUUCGACCUGGGACUGCUCGAUCGGGACGACCGAACCCCGCGGGGUCGGCGUGGACACUGAAAGAGAACGAAAUAGACAGCGAUAGUUCGCGGGGUAUUCAAUCCCAAGGGCCGGACCUACGAAAAGCGUCGCUGUCCUUCGGCGCUGCCAGGCUUCGUCGUCGAGGCCAAACCUUAACCAACCCCCCUCUCCGGAUUCCAGAAAACGAUCCAGCCGAGGCGCACUCCCGGCGACCUUCCACCGGUUGGUUACGAAGAUUAUCGAUGGCAUCUUUUCAGACUGAAAGCCCAUCGACCAAUAGUCCUGUGACGCCGUCCUUCAAUGGAUCUGCAAGUCCAAUCUUCCCUCGUCCCCAUAGCCAACGCAGAUCUCCCAACAAACUUGUCAAGCGCACGGCCUCACAGCAUUCCAAUGUACACCCUCUUUUUGUCAACACAUCCGUCUCCCCCGCCUCAGGUUUGCGCAGACCAGCCACCAGCUAUCAGCGAUCGGAAACCAUGCGGUCACAGUCCCCUCUGGGUACCGAUUUCGAACCAAGUUUUCCAGAGCGAUAUUCGGCUGAGUCACUAACGAUGGAGGAGUUUGACCUCCAAGCCCAAAAUGAUUGGAAGCCAUUCUUCCUCACAAGAUCGAAGGGAUUUUCUGAGAAGUUGGCACGAAAACUACCCGCGGGGAAUUCAAAGGCUCCCAGUGUGCGGCGAAUAACAUCCGACCGGGAUAGUUUACCAGCAUUGGUCCUUGCAACUACUAUUACAAACAAGACCCCAAACCAUUCGGACCAUCAAAAUGUGCCUAGGACCCCGGUGAUAUUUCGAAAUCCAUUCCAAGCUGAGCAGGCGGAAACCCAUGCCUUCGAUGAAAUCACGCCUUUACCAACUCCGCCGCAAGCAAAACGGGCUCACAAGCACUCUUACUCACUAAAUGAUGUAGAACCUAAGAAGAUUGUGGUGAACGCAGUCACCGCAAGUGGCACUCCAAUCGACGGGCGGCCCCGUGGUGGCUCGUUAAAACGUGUGAAGGGAAGAACGUUUUCCAUUCCUCAGUUAGAGCUUUCGCGGUUUGAGGGAGCAAUGCCAGCCCCAGCCCCAGCACUACCAUCACAACGACGCAAUAUUACCGAUCCCAGUGUCUUUCGGCAGCCACAUGCCCUUUCCCCGGCGGGCCUGUCGCUCUCCAGUUUUGGGAGGGACUGCCAGAUUGUCCCUCGAUCGGUGUCGCAAGAUUACAACAUUGGUCUACCUCGGAACCGGCCGUUGACUUCAGAUGCUGUUGCCCUAUCAGCUUGGCAACAUUCAUGUCGAACAGAUGGUAACCUGUACUCUUCUCUCCGCCGCCGUCCAAAGCGGCACUCAAUCACCGCAUCAGAUCCCUCCUCCACGGUGAUAGGCUCUGAUGACACUCGCGUAUUUACUUCGAGUGAUGAAUACGAGACUGAUAUAAUGACUGAUUAUUGGGAUUCAAUCCGCACACGGGGUACCAGUGGGAGUGGAUUGAGAGGUUUGCGUAUUGAGACGAUGUUUGACGACAAGGCAGAAACACGACUGUCCAAUGAGGAAGUCGCGACCCUGGAAGAUCUUCUCCCGCGUGGUUCCUUUGCAGCUCGCAUGGAAAGGGAUCCACCUCUUUUCCCUGUGGCACUUCUUCCCCCGGCGCCCGUGCACAUCAGUGAUAUCGUGUCACUAUCAGGGGAUGAUGAAGAAACACGCAGUAUGAUCGGAGCAUUGCCCGGUGAAAAGGACAGCAGCACCCUUUCUCACACUUCUGUGGUCUUGUCAGGACAGAACGCUUCCGGUCUUCCUCCCGCGAUGCUGUCAGGCUCCUCCCCUGUGGAAGAGCUUCAAGUGAGCCAAAAGAUGAAUAUUUUUGACUGGUCGGAGCAGUCACGGGCUGAUCGUGAUAUGUCAGACUCGGACGCACGACCAAGAACAGUGCAUGGGAAGCAGAAUGGAAUCGACCGAGGCAGCCGAGCGGCCUGUCGCAAAGUUCCAUCCGCCAUUCACCUUCGAAGUCAGAGUGUGCCCGUGGCUCGAGAUAUCAACCCGAAUGAUUCACGUCAAACAUCUGGUAAAUUUGGCACGUGGGGCUUAGGUAGCAAAGGAGUCAGCGAGGACUGGGAUAGCGAUUUUGACUUUGACGAUGAGGAUGAUGCCCAGGAGGCCACUCCCAGUCAAGACACCAUUCCCACAGUCUCGGAGGGCCCCUCUCAACUGAUGACAGUUCCGCAAGCCAUUCUGGAGCGCCAAGCGAGCCUUCGAGGUCAAUUUGGUCAAGUCCAAGAGCUCACGCUAUUGGUGGAAGAAUUGAAGCGCUUGAGACAUCAAGCUAGCGUCUUGGAUCUUCUAAGAGGUCCAUCGAGUGAAUUAUGGAAGGAAGCUGAAGGCAUUGUAAAUUUGGCCACUAUCGAUGAAGACGAGGAUCGCCAUUCACCUCCCGGCUCUCCCUCGUCGCUUACUUUCAGCUUUGAUGAUUCCGAUGAUGAAGGGUUGAACGUUUCGUCGAAGCACAAUAGUGCAUCUUCAUGGCAAAGCAGCCCUCCGCACUCCGAUACACUAUCCCCACCAGCAUUCAAGCCUCUCAGGCAACUUUCCAAGAAUUCACCUAAAUCCAAAUCUGUACUGGACGUUCUUCAACACACUCAGCUCCCCGAGAACUCGACGCUACCUAGGCUUACUCCUUCUUCGCGCUCUCAGAAGUUGCCAUUUGAUACAUCUUCUCUACGUGAUCUGGUGGUUCGCGCUGGGGUGGUUACUCGUGCCUUGAAGGAAGUGAUUCGGAAAGCCGAGGGUGUUGACCCAAACCCGGAGGAUACCUUCCCUUCCGAUCCUCCCUUUCGACGGAUUUUCGAUCAGCCCUCCCAUGAUGACCUGGCGGAUUUCGAGGCCGCGUUGGCUGAGAUGCACUGA